Messenger RNA from Porites evermanni, 741 nucleotides. The record is from the annotation of a GenBank genome assembly. NCBI's taxonomy places the organism in Eukaryota, Metazoa, Cnidaria, Anthozoa, Scleractinia, Poritidae.
AUGAAAUGGACUGAAGAACACGAAUUGCUUAUGUUGAGGGAAUUGAUGCUUUUGCAGCCAUGGCUGCACAAGAAAGGAACUAGUGAGAGAGGAGAUGAUUGGGAAAAGCUGGCAGUAUCCUUAAAUGCUAUUCCUUAUCCCCAAUUCCGUGUUACUCAACGGUCUGUUCGUGACCACUAUUCAACAAUGGAAAAGAGAAGAAGGAAAAAAGUCAGGGAAGAAGACAGAGCCUCAGGUAUUGCCCCUGAAGAGGACAAGGAACUAGAUCAACUGUUAGAUGAAACCAUUGAACUCUUUGAUGAGUCUGACAAAAUCACAGAUCAAACAAAACAAAAGCAGGAAGAAGAAGCAAAGAAAGCAGAGGAAAUGCGGAAGAGAUCAUUGGAAACUUUUAAAGAUAGCGCCAAAAGGAAUGCCGAUGAACAGCAAGGAGCAAGACCGAAAAAGGGUAGAGCUAGUGGUGCAAGCACUCUGGCUUACCUGAAGGAUAGGGCAGAAGUAGAAGCUACUUUAAAACGUGAUGAAUUGGAGAUAAAAAGGCAAGAGUUAGCACUGCAAGCAAAGGAGCAGGAAGGAAGACAACAGCAGUUUGAUAUGAUGAACAAGCAAACUAGAGAUAUUCAGCAGCUUCAGCAGCAGCAAAUGCAGCAGUUUAUGCAAAUGAAUGCAAACAUGAUGCAACAGCACCAACAACAAACCCUUGCACUUAUGGAACUAAUGAAAAAGUUUGCUGGGAAGUGA